Messenger RNA from Parnassius mnemosyne (clouded apollo), 753 nucleotides. NCBI's taxonomy places the organism in Eukaryota, Metazoa, Arthropoda, Insecta, Lepidoptera, Papilionidae. The record is from the annotation of a GenBank genome assembly.
AUGAAAUUCACUCUCGUUGUCGUCCUUGCCCUGGGGGCCUUCGCAGCAGCUGAAGAUAGUGAUAAUACAAUGGAGAUCGCGAUAGGUUUCGUGAAGGAUUGCAAAGGAGAUUACAUCCUGUGUGUUAAGGAAAAAUUGCUGAAAAUUGUUGACAAUCUAAGAACAUCUAGGAGUAUUACGAUCGCGGAAGGUGUUGUAUUAAAGGGAGAACCUGACAUGCGGUCACCUAAGAAGCUUGAUGCUCUACCAGUGGACCCUACAGCAAGGAAUGCUGAAGUUAAUUACAGACUCGUAGAUGGAGUUGUCAACUUAUUUGAAACACACGCUAUUGAGGUAAAAAUGAACCCCGCGGAUAAAGAAUCUGUACAAAGAUCUCUCGAGGAAGGUCGUGGAAAGAAAAAAGGAGGUGGAAUGGGCGGUAUCAUUGGACUCCUAGCGGCCAAGGUUCUUCUCGGAAAACUGUUCAUCGUCAAGCUGAUAGCUCUGAAGGCUUUAGCGGUAGCCAAGAUCGCCUUGGUCCUUGGCGUCAUCCUUUUAGUAGCAUGGUGUAUGAAACAAGAUCAUACGAAGACAACUUACGAAGUUGUAGCUCAUCCCCAUCAUCACGAAUCCCAUCAUCCCGCUCACGUGGAGCACAUCUCGCAUGACUCCGGUCAUGGAAGUGGAUUCUCUGGCUACGGUUCAGACUGGAGCAAGAACCUCGAAGAGUCCCAGAACCUAGCUUACAGCGCCUACUCACCACACAGGAAGUAG